GAGUGUUCCUGAUUUCUGAUCCUCCCCAGAAUAUGACCCCAUAAUCAAAGGUACCUUUAUGCUCCCCUAUGAUCAAAUGCAUUCUCAAACCAAAAGUGGGAAAUAUUUCUUGCCAAUUCAAAAGGAAGAUGCAAUGCAAGCAAGCAUAUAUAGAUAAUCUCAUUCCAAGUUUGAUCCAUCACAUAACAUCAACACCAUGAAGGAGGAGAUAGAGGAACUAUGGAGUGAAGUGAGGGAACUGAGCUUGGGAAACAGUGGUAGAGUAGAAAGACUAGAAUCCCCACCAACCUCACUCCAAUUCCUCAGAAACUUCAUCAACCCAAACAAACCCUGCAUCAUCUCCAACGCCAUCACCCACUGGCCAGCACUCUCUUCCUGGACCCACCCCUCCUACCUCUCCCAAACCCUCUCCUCCUCCACCGUCUCCCUCCACCUCACCCCCACCGGCGCCGCCGACGCCCUCGCUCCCCACCCCUCCACCUCCCUCUGCUUCGCCUCUGCUCACGUGCAGCACGUGCCCUUCACCGACGCCCUCAACCUCAUCUCCUCCUCCCACCCCUCCAAGUUUGUGGCCUACGCCCAGCAGCAGAACGAUUGCUUUCGCUCUGAAUACUCUUCCCUCGCCGGUGACUGUGACCCCCAUAUCGGUUGGGCCACCGAAGCUUUCGGCGCCCAGCCGGAAGCUGUUAACCUCUGGAUUGGUACACAACAGUCUCAAACCUCCUUCCACAAGGAUCACUAUGAGAAUCUCUACGCUGUUGUCACUGGAGAGAAGCACUUCCUGCUGUUGCCACCCACUGAUGUUCAUCGAUUGUACAUUCGUGAUUACCCUGCUGCAACCUACAAAUAUUCUUGGGAUACUGGAGAGUUUGAUUUGGAGCUUGAGAAGCCAACUAGAUAUGUGCCUUGGUGCAGUGUGGAUCCUUACCCUUCUCGAGAGACCUUGGAUGAUGAGAUUUCCAAGUUUCCCUUGUACUUCAAUGGCCCUCGGCCGUUUGAGUGCACUGUGAAGGCCGGCGAAGUUCUCUACUUGCCAAGUAUGUGGUUCCAUCAUGUUAGACAGGGUUCAGAUGAUGGAGGAUUGACAAUUGCAGUAAAUUAUUGGUAUGAUAUGCAGUUUGACAUAAAGUAUGCUUAUUUCAACUUCUUACAAUCUAUUCAUUACCGUUCUCCUCCAAGUCCAUUGAUGCAUGAGAAAUUGUCUGAGGAGAUAGAUACAGGUGCAGAAGAUGAUUAUGACACUAGAUGAAUUCUCAUUUCUCAGCUGGUGAUAUUUUACAGUAUUGAAGACCAAAAGUCAAGACUUGUUGAGCAAACUGUUCAUGUCUAGAGCUAACAAUUUUGUCCUUCUGUUGUAUCAUAUGAUGAUGAGUUUGGUCUCGUGUUUGGUAUACCAAAUUAAGAAAUGUGAUGAUUAUUUUUUUUC
Molecule: messenger RNA, 1426 nt
Organism: Lotus japonicus
Lineage: Eukaryota; Viridiplantae; Streptophyta; Magnoliopsida; Fabales; Fabaceae
Product: lysine-specific demethylase JMJ32
Exons: 4
Coding region: 197-1249 (350 amino acids)
Molecular function (GO): 2-oxoglutarate-dependent dioxygenase activity
Source: RefSeq, a predicted model, not a curated record